Messenger RNA from Tachysurus fulvidraco (yellow catfish), 3164 nucleotides. It is a transcript of the gene gmeb2, whose product is annotated as glucocorticoid modulatory element binding protein 2. The record is from RefSeq and is a predicted model, not a curated record. Gene Ontology annotation, molecular function: RNA polymerase II cis-regulatory region sequence-specific DNA binding; DNA-binding transcription activator activity, RNA polymerase II-specific. The transcript has 10 exons. Gene Ontology annotation, cellular component: nucleus. NCBI's taxonomy places the organism in Eukaryota, Metazoa, Chordata, Actinopteri, Siluriformes, Bagridae. Gene Ontology annotation, biological process: positive regulation of transcription by RNA polymerase II. Bases 196 to 1704 code for a protein of 502 amino acids.
UUCGUCCCAAAUAAAGUGAGAAACCGUAGUUACACGAGCAGCUCUUGAAUGCUCCAUGGUUUUGAAAGCACGCAGUAUACGUCACUGCGCAUGCGCGUUGUUCUCCUCCGGCUAGCUCGAAAUUGUGGGAAGCUUGGUCCUGAGAACAAUACAGGAGCUGCUCUGUAAAAGAAGACCUCGUCGGUCUUCUCCGUCAUGGCCUCCACCUCUGAGGAGAACGUCCACGUAGAGGAGGUGGUGGUAGUGACGACGCCGGACAACUCGGCUCAGAGUCCCACGGAGGAGGACGUGAAGAACAUGCUGGAGACCACAGACCUUCAACCGUCUGAGGUCGAGAAUUUGGAACAGAGCUUAGAGGCUGAAUCCAGUCCUGCCAUCUCUCUGCCUAAAGAAGCUGUGCUCAUGAAGCUUUCGGCAGACGUGGACGCGGACACGGACAUCCUUUAUCAAAUAACCUGCGGAGACAGCAAGGCCGACCUGGUGUGGAAAAAAUUUGUCUGCCCCGGGAUCAACGUCAAGUGUGUGCAGUUCAACAAUCACCUGAUCAGUCCUAAGGAGUUUGUUUACCUGGCUGGAAAAUCCACUCUGAAAGACUGGAAGAGAGCGAUACGGCUCAACGGCACCAUGUUAAGGAAGAUCAUGGACUCCGGUGAGCUGGACUUCUUCCAGCACUCGAAGCUGUGCUCCAACACGUGCCGCAGCACCAAGAUCGACCUGGUGGGGACACGAGCACCUCUCAGCAGCCAGGCGUCCACCGAGACCACGCCCACUCCGUCUUCCGCUGACGUAAACGGAUCUCCGGCCACAUUUACAUCAGAAACGUCAGACGAAAGCACCGAGUGGGUCACGGCUAUAGGAGAGGACACCAUGACGUUCUGGAAAGGUCUGAAGGAUGCCGGUCUGCUGGAGGACAUCGUGGAGGACCUGCAGAAAGAGAUCGAGGAGAUCCUCAAAGGCCUGGAAGAACGCAUCAACGAACCCCCGCUGCAGGACAAAGAUGCUGCGCUGCUGAAUAAUAUCGUUCAGAACUUUGGGAUGCUGGACCUGGUGAAGAAAGUGCUGGCCAGCCACAAGAGUGAAAUGGAUCGCUGCAGGGAACAGUACACUCAGAGUUUAGCAGCUCUGGAGCGCCAGUGUGACGAACACCGCAAACGUGCCAAGGAACUGAAGAGCAAAUCCCAGCACCUCAACAACGUCCUCAUGAACCUGACCCCUGUAGCCACACCCCCAGCUCCCAAGCGCCCCCGCCUCACCCGUGCCGUUUCCGGACCCGCCUCGGUGAUGGCUCCACCCGCUCAGCCCACCCAGUUUACCCUGCCCAUCACACAGCUCACAGGCAUCCCAUUAGACAAAAUCUUAUCGACUGUGGGAGGCUCCGCCCCUGGUCAGUCCCCCUUUAUAGGGAGCUACACAGUCCUGACAUCUUCAGGAGGAGCAGAACUGCAGCAUGACAUGUCCAAUCUGACCGUGCUGAGCUCAGAUGUAGCAGGAGGCUCCAUCGUUAAAGUGCUCAGUCCCAUUCAGCUGCUCACGCUGCCCACUCUGGGAGCCGGAGCCACGCUGCAGAACCUGACAGCACCAGCAGGGGGCAGCACCUUCGUGGCCCUGCCGGUUAGUGCCGCUGCAGUGGAGACACUGGGAGCUCAUGCAGAAGAGACGAGAGCAGAGGGCAGCGCUGAACAGCAGACCAAAGACAAGCAAUAGAAAGACACGAGAUUUAUUAGAUGUUUUGUUUGUGUGUGUGUGUGUGUGUGUGUGUGUGUUUGUUUGUUUGUUUGUUUGCAUGCGUGUUAUUUUUUGACACAUUUCAUGUCUUACACAUUUCUACAGUCAAACGUCAGCUUGCUAAAACUAUUUUGUUUAAAUGUAUUUUCUUUAUUUUUCUAGUCACAUGAUCGCUACCAGUCCAGGAUGGUGAGGGUUUAAUAUGGAGAGAGUAAAAGGGCCACAUGUUAAAACUAAAAAAAAGCAAAAUAAAGUGACAAAUCCAAACAAUUUCUUGAAUCAAUCCUCUGCUGUAUGGCCAGACCCAAUGCAUCAGACCCAAUGCAUCAGACCCAAUGCAUCAGACCCAAUGCAUCAGACCCAAUGCAUCAGACCCAAUGCAUCAGACCUAAUGCAUCAGACCUAAUGCAUCAGACCCAAUGCUCUGCUGUAUGGCCAGACCCAAUGCAUCAGACCCAAUGCAUCAGACCUAAUGCAUCAGACCCAAUGCUCUGCUGUAUGGCCAGACCCAAUGCAUCAGACCCAAUGCAUCAGACCCAAUGCAUCAGACCUAAUGCAUCAGACCUAAUGCAUCAGACCCAAUGCUCUGCUGUAUGGCCAGACCCAAUGCAUCAGACCCAAUGCAUCAGACCCAAUGCAUCAGACCCAAUGCAUCAGACCUAAUGCAUCAGACCUAAUGCAUCAGACCCAAUGCUCUGCUGUAUGGCCAGACCCAAUGCAUCAGACCCAAUGCAUCAGACCUAAUGCAUCAGACCCAAUGCUCUGCUGUAUGGCCAGACCCAAUGCAUCAGACCCAAUGCAUCAGACCUAAUGCAUCAGACCCAAUGCUCUGCUGUAUGGCCAGACCCAAUGCAUCAGACCCAAUGCAUCAGACCUAAUGCAUCAGACCCAAUGCUCUGCUGUAUGGCCAGACCCAAUGCAUCAGACCCAAUGCAUCAGACCCAAUGCAUCAGACCUAAUGCAUCAGACCCAAUGCUCUGCUGUAUGGCCAGACCCAAUGCAUCAGACCCAAUGCAUCAGACCCAAUGCAUCAGACCCAAUGCAUCAGACCCAAUGCUCUGCUGUAUGGCCAGACCCAAUGCAUCAGACCCAAUGCAUCAGACCCAAUGCAUCAGACCCAAUCCUCCUCUGUAUGUGGUCCCGUGUUUCUUCACUUCUCCCUUCACCAACAACUUCCUAUUUACUAUUAAUUUCUAAAACAAAUGAAAGAAAACGAGUCUAUAAUUAAGUCUAUCAUUACUGCUAUGUUUUAGGUACUUUUUUUGUUUUAUUCUCUUGGUUUAUUUGAGCAGGAAAAUAAUCCCUGGGGUUGAUUUUGGUGUGUUUGUGUUCAUGCGUAUGUUUAUUACUCAGCUGUUACUAUGGACACUUUGUACAGGUUUGUGUUAAUGAUCAGUGUUAUUUCAUACCUUUCCUCCGAUAAAAGGAUUUCAUGGAAA